Messenger RNA from Vicia faba (fava bean), 1137 nucleotides. NCBI's taxonomy places the organism in Eukaryota, Viridiplantae, Streptophyta, Magnoliopsida, Fabales, Fabaceae. The record is from the annotation of a GenBank genome assembly.
AUGCCUUCUGUAAUUUCACCUCAGUGGCAGGAUAAGGCUUCUGGUUUCUUUUCUUCCUCAGGGGUAAAGCUUAAAGAAGCCAGGGAGUCAGCAGGAACAUUUGUUGGCGAGGUCACAAAGGAUACAAAGAGUAACGUAGCUGAAGUGGCGGGACGAGUUGGAACGAUAGUCAAAAGUCGGUGGGCACUUCUUCAGCAGCCGUCCACAAGACAUGCUGUACAGGAUCGAAUGAUUUCAGCUGCUGCUACAACUGGUGCGUUCCUGAGGAGAGGUUUGUCUGGGACAAAAGAAAAGGUGGUUGUGGGAAAAUCCAAGGUUGAAGAGGUGGCAAAAGUAACAGCACAAAAGAGUAAAAUCAUCUUGACAGACAUUGAAAGAUGGCAGAAGGGAGUUGCUAGGAAUGAUGUAUUUGGAGUUCCUAUUGAGGUUACUGUACAGAGGCAAGAUUGCAUCAGGCCUAUUCCUCAGAUACUGAUCAAAUGUGCAGAUUAUCUUAUAGUAUCAGGAUUGAAUCUGCCAUAUCUUUUUAAGUCUGAAGGGGACAAAAAGGUUAUUCACCAGUUGGUUUCCCUAUACAACCAAGAUUCAACUGCUUCAGUGCCAGAAGGCUCAAAUCCAGUUGAUGUAGCAGCUCUUGUGAAAUAUUAUCUUGCUAGCCUUCCCGAGCCUCUGACAACAUUUGAGCUUUAUAAUGAGAUCAAAGGUGCCCGAUCCAAUAUAUAUUCCAUGAGAAACAUACUUAAGAGGCUUUCCAGUGUGAACUAUAUGACUCUGGAGUUUAUAACCGCACUUUUGCUCCGUGCUAGCCAGAAGGCACUUCUCAAUAAGAUGGACUCUCGGAGCCUUGCGUUGGAAAUGGCACCUGUUAUCAUGUGGCAAAAAGAACAUAGACCUGAAUUUUAUCGUCAAUACUGGAGUCAAAUGUCAGAAAGUCCUUCCAAACAGAGCUUGGAUCCAGAACCUGGUUCAACUACCUGGGACUUGCUUGCUGAUGACGGUGAAGCUACUGAUGCAUCUUCUUUUAUUCCUUUGGAUGAUGGCAUGCCAGUUGACUAUGGUGCAAUCGAGGUUGUUCAGUUGCUCAUAGAACAUCACAAUGCAGUCUUCACUGAUGCCAAUGAGACAGUUUGGAAAUAA